Messenger RNA from Didymodactylos carnosus, 810 nucleotides. The record is from the annotation of a GenBank genome assembly. NCBI's taxonomy places the organism in Eukaryota, Metazoa, Rotifera, Eurotatoria, Philodinida, Philodinidae.
AUGACGAAAGGUCUCGUAAAAACUGCAUCUAACAGCGAUCAACGUCAACAACAAGCUGCCACUCUCAGUUUUCAACAAAUUAUUAAUGUAUCUGAUCAAGAGCGUACACGUCAAUUAUGGCGACAAGCAGAUUGUGUGUGUUUUGAUGUUGAUUCAACAGUAUGCAACGAAGAAGCAAUUGAUGAGCUAGCAAAAUUUCAAAAUGUUGGACAUAUUGUUGAGCAAAUAACAUUAACGGCCAUGAGUGGUAAUAUGAGCUUUCGUCAUGCAUUGAAAACACGUCUAAAUGUCAUCCAACCAACUAUCCAAUGUUUAAACGAAUUUUUAUUGAAACAUCCACCACAAUUAACCGACGGCAUUGUUGAGCUAAUUCAACUGUUACAUGAACGACAUAUACCUGUCUACUUGAUCACUGGUGGAUUUCAUGCUGUUGUCGAUUCGGUUGCAAAACGUCUACAUAUUCCGUUACAAAAUGUUUAUGCAAAUCAUUUACUGUUUGACGAGAAUGAUGGAAAAUAUAUUGGUUUUGAUGAGAACAAAUUCACAUCGGAUACUGGAGGUAAAGGACUUGUUAUUGAACAUUUAAAACGAACAAAAGGUUAUGAACGUUUAAUAAUGAUUGGUGAUGGGACAACGGAUAUGGAGGCAUGUCCACCAGCUGACGGUUUCAUUGGAUUUGGGGGAAAUGUAAUAAGAGAGAAAGUGCGAGAUAAUUCACCGUGGUUUGUAACAUCAUUCUAUCAACUUAUUGAUGAACUAAAAAACAAUUCAAAUCAACGAAUUGUUAAUCGAAAAUAUUCUACAGAAUAA